Arctia plantaginis is the source of this 1329-nucleotide messenger RNA. NCBI's taxonomy places the organism in Eukaryota, Metazoa, Arthropoda, Insecta, Lepidoptera, Erebidae. The record is from the annotation of a GenBank genome assembly.
AUGUCGGAACCGAUAGUGGAAACUAGACAGGGAAAGUUAAAAGGCCAGGUAUCAAGAAACUACAAGGGUUUCUUGUAUUAUACUUUCAAGAGUAUCCCUUAUGCGAAACCACCUGUUGGUGAACUCAGAUUUUCUGUAACGCAGCCACCAGAACCAUGGGAAGGAAUUCGAGAUGCGACCAAAACCUGCAACAUAUGUCCACAAAUUUGUAAUAAAACCUUAACCGUUGUAGGAAAUGAGGAUUGCUUGUAUUUGAACGUUUACACACCAAAGUUGCCUUUGACUGGUUCUACAUUACUCCCGGUGAUGGUCUUAUUCCAUGGAGGAGGAUUUAUUGCUGGAGACGAAUUGGCCAAAGGGCUUUUCCAUAAAGCUAUAGCACAGUCAGGAUCUCCAUUACAACAUUGGGCUCUCAACACUAAAAUAAAGAAUCUGGCUUGGAAAAUACCGUCUUUGCUUGGUAAAACUAUAACAGACGAUGAGCAAUUGUUAACAUACUUUAAAAGUUUGCCAACGAAUGAAUUAAUUAGUGCAUCCUCAAAGGUGUUAGCUGCAGAUCAAUUUCGAGGAGGUAUUAACUUCGGCUUUGUGCCAACUAUAGAAAAGCCUGAUGACUGGGUACCUUUCUUAUCUAAAUCUCCGUACCAAAUGUAUGCAAGGGGAGAAUUUAAUAAAGUUCCUUACAUCGCUGGUUUUUGUACACGAGAAGGGACUCUCAUGACAACUUUUGGUGCUGUGACCUUUAAUAAAUUUAUAAAGUCCAAAAAAUUUGUUGAUUACCUUCCGUUUGAUUUAGAAGAAAUAGAAAUGCCAGACGUAGAAAAAACAAUGCAAACUAACUAUCUCGAAGGCGAAAAGUCACAUCAUGAUGCAGAUUCUUAUGCUAUAGACUUCUUUUCAGAUGUUGAUUUUCUAGCCGGUGCAUAUGUGUCGACUAAUUUAAUUGCCAAAUACAAUACACCUGUAUAUUUUUAUGAAUUUUCUUACGAUGGAAAUUUGAAUGCGGUCAAAGCAAAAUUUAACAUCAAAAGAGAGGGAGCUUGUCAUGGCGAUGAGAGAGGCUAUUUGUUGAAGUGUAACAAUGCACAAAUUACUGAUACUGAUGCUCUGGUAUUAGAUACAAUGACCACUUUAUGGACUAAUUUUGCUAAAUAUGGAAAUCCAACACCAACUGAUGACCAACAAAUUACCACAAAAUGGGAACCAGUUACCGAUAGAGGCAUAGCCUGCCUUGUUAUAGAUAAAACGUUAAAAAUGAAGUAUAAUGUGUACCCACAAAGAAUGAAACUAUAUGAAGAACUUUACGAAAAGAAAUGUGGUGCUGCAUAG